CUGGACAAGGUUCUCCCUGCGGCUACAACGCUUUGCAACUAAAAUCACUCAGAAGACACAGCUGGGGAGCUCCUGAGCCUGGACAUUCCUUCUCCACAGACAUCUCUUCAGUGCAGAUAUCUCAAGCAAAACUAUGGAGCCUCAAAGACAGAGUUUGAAGCCGGCCCUGCCCUUGUCUUUGGAAACAUAUCACAUUUCUGAGGAGUAUGGCUUUCUCCUUCCACAUCCUCUGGCAGAACUUCCUGACCAUUACCAGCCUUGGAUGGAAAUUGCCAACAAACUUCCUCACUUAAUCGAGAGCCACCAGCUCCGGGCCCAUGUGUCCAAGAUGCCUCUCCUGGACUGCAGGUUCCUCAAGGGUUAUCGCCAGCAGCGCCUGGCACACCUGGUGCUGGCCGCCAUCACCAUGGGAUUCGUCUGGCAGGAAGGAGAGACCCAACCCCAAAAGGUGCUGCCAAGAACUCUUGCCAUUCCGUUUGUUGAGGUCUCUAGGAAUUUGGGGCUCCCUCCUAUCCUGGUCCACUCUGAUCUGGUGCUGACCAACUGGACCAAGAGGAACCCUGAAGGACCAUUGGAGAUCAGUAACCUGGAGACCAUCAUCUCUUUCCCGGGGGGAGAGAGCCUGCAGGGCUUCGUCCUGGUGACAGUUCUGGUGGAGAAGGCAGCAGCACCUGGCAUUAAGGCCCUGGUUCAGGGAGUGGAGGCCAUUCUGCGACACAGCCGGGAAACCCUGCUCCAGGCCCUGCAGCAGCUGAAGCUCUCCAUGCAGGAUAUCACCAGAACCUUGGCCCAAAUGCACGAUUGUGUAGACCCAGACAUAUUUUACUCAGUCAUCCGGAUCUUCCUCUCCGGGUGGAAGGACAACCCGGCCCUGCCUGAGGGGCUGGUCUAUGAGGGUGUUGCCACAGAGCCUCUGAGGUACUCUGGAGGAAGCGCAGCCCAGAGUUCUGCCCUUCAGGCUUUCGAUGAGUUCCUGGGCAUUCGGCAUUUCGAGGAAAGUGGCCUGAAGAACAUUUGCAAUUUGGAGAACAAAAUAAACAUUCUUCCAAAGUUUCUGUGAGCAUGUUCAUCUCUACAGCAAAGAAAGAGUACAUGAAACAUAAGAAUUAACAGAUACCUCAACGAAACAAUAAUGUUUCAUGAUGCUAUAAAAAUUUUAAAUGUAGCAGAAAAUAUUUUUCAUGAUAGUAGCAAGAAUGCAUAGGAGUAUACUUUACAGAAGGAGUAAAUUGUAUGGAAAAGUUCUUUGGAAAAAAAAAACUUAUUGAAGGAUAUUCUAAAACUAACCAAAAUAAUUUAGGAUAAAAGUCAAUUUGCUGCCUCACAGUGAAUUGAUAUUUUUAAUGGAAUUUGACUAAUGGAUACCAAAAUUAAUAAGAAAGUAAGAGCCAAGGAUUAUCAAAACUACUAUAAAAAAGAAGAGCACCCAUGCCAGACAGUAUAGCAGCUCUGCUGUAUGGCUACUAACUAGAGCAUCGCAGUGUAGAAAUAGGGACAGGCAACAGAGCUAGUGAACAGCAAAGACAAAAGAGACCUUGGUCCAUUCUGAAGAUUGUCAUAUGAGAUUACUUUGUUAAUUAGAUAUGGGGAAAAAAAGAACUAUAUCACAAACAUACUUGUAAUAAUUCUCCAUUUGCAACAAUUCACUUAAAUAUCUACGUUGCUCCAUAAUCAUAAAAAUAACCUCUGGCAUUAAUUGACUGCUCAUCCCACCCCAGACAAACUAGUCUAGAGAAGCUUUCUGUGUCAUUUCACCUCUGACUUGGCCCCAUCUCUAUGCAGAUUGUGCCCAGUUAUACCGUGUAAAAGUAACUUUUAUUCACUAGAAGAAGAGAUGAGAUGAGAGUCAUGCCAAAGCUGUGUGAAUACACAGUUUGGGCUGAGCUCAGAGCAUUUCUUUUUCUGUUCUAAUUAUACCUAGGCCUAGACCUAGAAGCAUCUACAAUCUAACCUAGAUCUAGAAUGUUUUCAGCUUUUGAUACUUACUGCUGAAUAAGAUCACCCUUUCUAGUUCUUUCUGAACUCUAGCUGGCUGGUUCAACUCAGCUGUUUUCACUCAAACUCCUGUCCUAGUUGACUGAUUCAAACUGGAUUCUCUCACUUCUGACUGAAUUGUUCUGCUUGGCCUCAAACUAACUCUAGCAACCUGGCUCCUCAUUCUCUAGCUUAUUCUGUCUUCAUCUGUGUCUAGCUUGUCUCUAUAAAACUCUCCAGGCAAAACUGCCUCCCCUCCCUCUCUGCCCUGGUCUUAAGUUGCCUCUUUUCUCUGUCUGUUCUUAUAAGAGUUGGGUAUAUCCUAUCUCAGACUCAUUCUGUCAAAUCUUUGAUUUGUCAUUUUGUCUGCCUCUCAAUUAGAUGUCACUUUCAAACCUGGGUGCUUCCUUCUCCAAACUAACCUUACCAAUACUAUUUGGGAUUAAGGGUACGAGUGUAUUCCAGCCAGAGGGAUUAAAGGUGUGUGGCAUGUCUGCAUUGCAGCUGGAUCACAUAGACCUAGAUUUUCAAAUGUGAUCCCUUUCCAGAGUAGCCAUAUUGAUGGAUUAAAAUUCCUCUACAACACGCUAAACACACAGCAGAACUUGCUUGUCACCCAGGCAGCUGGUAAGUCCUCCCUCUGGAUAGUGUUCUCUGUAGCAUCCUGGCAACGAGAAUGAAGUGCAAGGUCCUAAGGAACCUAAUGAACCCAAAACUCCAGAGACAGCUCAGAGGAUGGAGUAGUCCUGCUUGUUCCCCUGCACUGCAAAACAUAGGACAAAGCAAAGGGCAACAACCAUACAACCCUAAGAAGCCAUCUCAGAAAACAUGAAUGGGAAUGUCAUAUUGCAAAUAGAAAAUAAUGGCUGUGUCUUGGAAGGAGGUGGGAUUGGGUCCAGGAUGGGUCUCUAUGGCUUUCGGUGCUAUUUGACUGUGACAACUCUGGGCAGAAUGGAAUCUCUUUCAGUCUGAUUCUUCUUUCUAUAUCUUUAACCUUUCACACUUGUUUGUGUUUUACAAAAUGAAUGCAAAAGCUGCCAUAUUAAAGAGUUGGGUGGAGACAAAGGAUAGUGGCACUCCUGUGACUCCCUCGGGCAUGUCUUCAGGAGGCAGCAGGUGCUUGGGAACCAGACUCAUUUUUUUUCUAACUUCUCCCUUCCUGGUAAACACUAAAGCCAAUGCCAGCGGUCUAUUCUCAGACAUGUCAUCAGACCUGUUCAUCUGUUAUCUGAAGCUUCCAUUGCCUUGUGCAUGGCAAGUCUCAGUAAAUAGUGUUGACUGAGCCAUUUAUAAAGUGGCAUUAAACCAUUAUAAACCAAAUUAAGCCAUGUUCAUUUAAAUCACCUAACAGGUGACAGUCGAGUAAGAAAUUGAUUUCUUGGGAGCAGUGUUAGAAGAGGCAGCUCUCCUUUCCUUUAGGUAGGCAGGAAAAUAGAUGGGAAAGCUUGUGCUGACUUAGCUUUAAAAGCUUCCCUGGGCUUUGUUUGCUCUGCAAGGUUUUGCUCUUGCUGGGCUAAUACCUCUCCUAGCUGCCUUUGGCUGACCUUGGGCUUUCUCUGUUUAUCCCACACAGAGGAGUUUCCAUGUUAGGAACAGUCCUGCUCUUAAGCUCUUUGUAUUCUCCUCCUGAUGGUGUUUGCCUUGCCUGCAUUCCAAAGUCUUAGGAUGGAGUCAGAUCUCCAAAACCCCCCUACCUCCACCCCCAGUGGUCCCCCAGGCUGCUCUCACCUAGCCUUCUUUUGCUUUGAAAUUCACAACCUGAACCAGAACUAAAUGGAAAGGGGUAGCUUCAAAACACCUCUUAUUUCCCCUAGAAACAUAUUUCCCCAGUGUAUCAAGUGGGUAAACUUCCCUCCAUCGCCUGCCUUUCUCCCUGAGAAAACUAUCUGUUUUCUGGGAUCCAUUCGUUGGCCUCCCUUUUGUCUGGUUAUUUCCCUUAGGAAGACUCUGCUCUGGUGCUCCAGGGAGAAAUCUUCCAGUCAUGAAAGAUCAAAGCACCACUCACUGUCAGAUCCUGGGUCCUCACCCUUCCUGCACCCUGAGGAGAUGGUAGCGAAUGCUAUUGCAUUCGUGGUUUGAGUGUCUUCUUGCUCUGAAGGGAAGGGGUCCUUGGAGUACCAGUUAGGCCACAGCUACUUCUGAAUUUGUCUUUGAAAUUUUCCGACAAAGAGAAGGCUUCUCAAAUCCCAAAGGAGAGCCACGGAGAAAUGUAAAGGGGUGACAGCAAUUGUCUAGAGGAUUGCUGAAUUCAUUCUUUGGCACCAACAAAGGAUUGAAUGACCAGGAAAGACAGAAGAAAGGAAAGGUACAGCUUCCCACAUUUGGGAUGGGAGAAGUCCAAGGUUGGAAGUUCAUUAAACAGCUAGCUUGGUUCGCCCCUUUUUCCCUCUUGGUCCUGUGGCAUCCUACCAAUUUUACUUACAGUUUUCUGUGAACAAGAAACAGCUAUUUCAGUGAGUCUGCUUAUCCAUGUUCUCCAGUUUGGGAAUAGACAGGUGAGAAUAAAAAUGUCCUUGUCUCCAAUAUGGAACACAUAGGCUGAUUGGAGAAGCAAGUAAUGAUAUAAUAUGCAAUUUUUUAAACUGUGACUUAAAAAAAUAUUUGUUUGUGUAAUGAACACACAGAAAGCAAAGAGGGAGGCACCCAACUCAAGGUCCUGAAGUCAGAGUGUGCUGACAGCAGAUGUGAGCGCAGGGGUGUGACUAGCAAAGUUCAGUCAGAGGCAGGAACCAAAAAGUGUGCAAGGACAAGAUGAGCCUCUGCAGGACCAUAAAAGACCAGGCUCCAGGCAGCUCAGCAGACACUGGUCUCCAGUGUACCUCAGCACAUAUGAACCAAUAUGCUAGCAACAAGGGACCCUUCCAAUGACCAUGUCUCCCACCAGCAUCUCCGGCCUCUGGCUUGUCUCUGACAUCCGAGAACACUGACUGUCCUGAACCCUGGUUGACUUGGCCAAGCACAGCUAGCCUCCAUGGUUCUUAUGGAGCAUCUACUGCAGAGCCAGAGGCUAUUCACUUCCCUUUCCCAACCAGUAGAUGUUAACGUGGGCAACUGGGCUGCGACCUGCUGCCCUUGAGUGAACUCUGCCUCUGGAUAUUGAUGGCAUCUCUUAGAGCUAGAUUGUUAGGCUGUUGGAUUUGUUUGUUAUGGAUUGUUUUCCUUCCCCUGAUGUGUGAACAAUAAACUGUGCCU
Molecule: messenger RNA, 5166 nt
Organism: Psammomys obesus (fat sand rat)
Lineage: Eukaryota; Metazoa; Chordata; Mammalia; Rodentia; Muridae
Gene: Ido2
Product: indoleamine 2,3-dioxygenase 2
Exons: 10
Coding region: 134-1060 (308 amino acids)
Biological process (GO): 'de novo' NAD+ biosynthetic process from L-tryptophan
Cellular component (GO): cytoplasm
Molecular function (GO): metal ion binding; heme binding; indoleamine 2,3-dioxygenase activity
Source: RefSeq, a predicted model, not a curated record